AUGCCCUCUUCCAAUGCGUGCGUAUGGCAACGGCCUGUAGCGAGGCUGUGUGUGAUCUGGGAGGGGGUUGUUGAGUCGGCGACUGCAGCCUACGCCAACUACUACAACGGAGGCGCGUCGCUGUGCCACUGGCCGGCGCAGGCCCCUCAGCGUCACCUCUCGGUCGAGGCCAUCAUUGAGCAGAUCGAUGGCCUCGCUGCUCAGCAGGCUGAGAAGCUGGGGGAUAUAUUGACGGCGCGUGGAAAAGUUGGGUCAGCCCCAGCUGUUGAGGAGGCGGCGGCGGAGAAGGAGGAGGCCGAGGGCCAGGGCCAGGCGGAGGAGAUGGAGAUGGAGAUGGAUUAUGCUGGUGGUGUGGGCAACAGUCCUGUGGGUCCCUCGGGCGGCGCUGCCAGUGAACGAAACGAUGACCUGGCAGCGGCCGGCCAGGAGAAGGACACAUAUGGAGAGUCAUCGUCUCUAUCAGAUUGCCCGAUCCCUGUGCGCACGCCCAGCCCGCCAGCGCCGCCGCAGCAGCCCUCUGGCCACCAGGGGACUCCGUCGUCUGCUAGGCGACGGCCUCUGCUUAGUUCGAGGCCUCCUCUUUCUAAUGCAGAGGAUAUCGCUGCUGAGGCGCGCAAGCUGGCGACCUCCUCUUGGCUCUCAAAGGGCCGCCGGAGGUAG
Messenger RNA from Cryphonectria parasitica EP155, 660 nucleotides. RefSeq lists its product as uncharacterized. The record is from RefSeq and is a predicted model, not a curated record. The transcript has 2 exons. NCBI's taxonomy places the organism in Eukaryota, Fungi, Ascomycota, Sordariomycetes, Diaporthales, Cryphonectriaceae. The coding region runs from base 1 to 660 and encodes 219 amino acids.